CUAGCAUGAGUAUCCGGACAUCCUGGUCUUUGCUCCAGCGUACGAGGGACGAGAGAGAAUUGAAAAGAGACGAUAUUGAGAGGCCCAUGGGAUCGCAACGUGAGGGUAAGGAAUGAAAUGCUUGGCCUGCUGGUCCUUCUGCUUAGAAAUGCCAGGACAACCACGUGCCAGAUCAAAUUCACUAUCCACCGCACUCAUCCAAAUGGGCGAGGAUAAACCAAAGAAAAAGCACACAGAACGCGACGAGAAGACCUUGGAUGAUGCCCAGGUAGUAACAUCCGCCGAGAAGGAGAAAAAGAAGAAAAAGAAGCGGUCGGAGAAAGUAGAAAAGGCGGAAAAGUUGGAUGAGGAUGAAAAUAUGGCGCCAAGGAAAUCAAAAAAACGAAAGCACUCCGAAGCAGAAUCGGACGAGACCGAAAUCCAGCCCAAGAAAAAGAAACAUAAGAAUAAAACCGGCUUUCUUGAUCCAGCAGAGGAUCCGUCGUUGUCAGAGCAAGCGCGAAGAGCACUCGAAUAUGCGUUCACACAAUUUCGACAUCCUAAACGCUGGAAAUUCCACAAGGCGAGGCAGAAUUGGCUCAUACGCAAUGUAUGGUCUACCAGUGCCGUUCCAGAUACUCACAUGCCCUUGGUUUCAAAGUAUCUUGCAGGUGUUCAGGGCGGAGUGAGGGAAAAUCUCGUUAAAACGUGUCGCUCUCACGUCACUGAAGCUGGAGAAUCUGCACCAAACGAUGAAUCACCCCAGGGCACCAGUGAGCAGGCGCUCCCGGAGUCCAAACUCAAAGAGCUACGUGCUAGAGUGAUCCUCUGUGUUCUGGAGGCUACUUCAUCAUGACAGAUGGCUCCCAGGUCCUGAAUGUUUCUUUCUUGGUUCUAAUGUCGCUCCCAGGCUUUUCGA
Messenger RNA from Desarmillaria tabescens, 898 nucleotides. RefSeq lists its product as uncharacterized. Bases 113 to 835 code for a protein of 240 amino acids. Lineage: Eukaryota; Fungi; Basidiomycota; Agaricomycetes; Agaricales; Physalacriaceae. The transcript is spliced from 4 exons. The record is from RefSeq and is a predicted model, not a curated record.